Babjeviella inositovora NRRL Y-12698 is the source of this 615-nucleotide messenger RNA. RefSeq lists its product as uncharacterized. NCBI's taxonomy places the organism in Eukaryota, Fungi, Ascomycota, Pichiomycetes, Serinales. The transcript has a single exon. Bases 279 to 518 code for a protein of 79 amino acids. The record is from RefSeq and is a predicted model, not a curated record.
GACACCAAAAAACCAUAUCAAAACCAGCAGCCACGACAAACAACAAACCCAACAGGCAAAAAAAACCAUAGACGGCAUCAGAGACAUCACCAACGGCAGCGAGCAGAGCUUGGAGUCCUUUCUAGGCCAGAGCCACCAGCCAAGACAGAAUUUUUCAGUAUCAACAAAUGUUGUCAAUUACCUUCCGCUUAUUUGGAUCUAGCUCUCACCUUCCGUCUCUUACGCUUGAGUCUUCUGACUCUCUUCUUUCUCCACUUAUUUCUCAUUGUGAUUAAUGUAUGGAUGAUGAGGAAAGAAAGGUAAAAAGGGUAUGUGGUAGUGAAUUCUAUAUACCAAAUUUAUGUGUGCAGACUAGUUGCAGUACGACACCGCUGAAAGAUUUCCGACCUGUGCUCAGAAUCCGAAUACUAUGUGGUUAUGCGGCCCGCAGAACGCUAAUUCCCGCCUAUUAUGGUGGAAAAACCGCUCAACGCGCUGCCGGUAUGUACUUCGUGACUGCUUUUUUUUCUCAAACGUGACCAAAACGUGACCAAAAAACAUCCUGCGUAUACCUAGGCUAACAUUUUUGUUAGGGCUUCCCAGGUCAACUGGUAGCCUAGUAUUAAUGAAAAACGG